AUGGUGGGUCAGAGGGCCCAGCACGACCCGGUCAGCCUCCUGCUGCUGAUACGCCUCUGCCUUCUGCACCUGAGGGCCUCAGGCCAGCCCCACCCGACUCCCGAGGCCCCUGCAGAGGAGGUGGUGUCUGUCCAGGGAGUGCGAGGUGGCUCCGUGGAGCUGGCCUGUGGCUCUGGGCCUGCCCCACUGCUGGUCCUCUGGAGCUUCACUCCGCUGGGCUCCCUGGUUCCCCGGCCUGUGGCCGUCACCGAUGGAGCCAUGUCCAAGGUGGAGGCCAUCGCCUCGGCUCUGGGAGUCGUGAGUCUGAGGAACGGCAGCCUAGUGCUGGGGGAACUUCGAGAGGGUGCCCGCGGCCACUUCCUAUGCCAGGUUCUGCAUGUGACUGGUGGCCAGCUCCACACUGCCUACUCCCACCUCACGCUGGCUGUGCUGGUGCCGGUGUCUAAGCCUCAAGUGCGGCUGAGUAACCCGUCCCCUGUGGAGGGAGCCUCCGUGGUGGCCACGUGUGCAGUGCGGGAGGGCACAGAGCCUGUGACCUUUGCCUGGCAGCAUCAGGCAUCCCAAGGUCUUGGAGAGGCCCUGGUGGGGGUCACUGAGCCACUAUUCCGACUGGACCCUGUCAACCGGACACACCUAGGCUGGUAUAUGUGCAGUGCUCGCAACUCCGUGAACAGGCUGAGCAGUGACGGGGCCUUCCUGGACGUCAUUUAUGGUCCUGACAAGCCUGUGAUCACCGUGGAGCCACUGGGACUCGCUGAGGAGGGCUUCUGGGCCAGUGAGAGGGAAGAGGUGACCCUGAGUUGCCUGGCUGCCUCCAACCCGCCUAGUCACUACGUGUGGCUCCGUGACCACACGCAAGUCCACACGGGACCCACCUACGUCAUCGCCAGAGCAGGCCGUGUCCACACGGGUCUAUACACCUGCCUGGCCCACAACAGCUACCUGGACUCCCGCACCCAGACUACUGUCCAGCUCACCAUCUACUAUCCCCCUGAGGGACAGCCCUCCUGUGCAGUGCAUCCCAGCCCCGGGGCUGUGACUCUGCUCUGCGCCUGGCCUGGAGGGCUUCCGCCUGCCCAGCUGCAGUGGGAAGGACCCCAGGGACCUGGCCCUACUGCCCCCAGCAACGUCACCUGGAGUCAUGCAGCCGCCCAGCUUUCCAGUGGCAGCGCCUUCACCUGCACUGGCCAGCACCCAGCCCUGGCACCGCCUGCCCUCUGCACAGUCACGCUCUGGGAGCCUCUCGGGAGGCCCACCUGCUGGAGCACAGCCACAGUGGGGCACCAGUUCAUCAUGCUGAGCUGUGAGUGGCCUGGCGGCGAGCCCCCCGCCACGCUGAGCUGGCUUGACGAACAGCAGCAGCCCCUGGGCGGUAGCAGCUCCUCUAUGGCCGUUCACCUCCUGCAGGCCCAGGAAGAUCUGGCUGGCAGAGAGUUCACCUGCCGGGGCACUCACCUGCUCAGGACCCCUGACCCCCACUGCCACCUCCAGCUGGAAGCCCCACAGCUGGACGUGGCUGAGCCCCGCGUGUCAGUGUUGGAGGGGGGAGAGGCCUGGCUGGAGUGCUCUCUCCGCGGGGGCACACCACCUGCCCAGCUCCUCUGGCUGGGGCCUCAACAACAGCAGGUGGACCAUGGUACUUCAGGAUUCACGCUGCACCCUGAGGGUGCCCAGCUACGCCUGGGCAUCUAUGAUGCUGACCCGGCACACCACAGGGGCACCUACCAAUGCGUGGCCCGCAACGCCGUGGGUAACAGCAGUCGGAGCGUGCUGCUGGAGGUCCUGAGAUAUCCAGCUCCUCCCAACGUCACCAUCAGCCGCCUGACCUACGGGAGGCACCGGAGAGAGGUGGAGCUUCAAUGGGCCAUCGCAGGCCCCGGGAACCUGACGGGCUUCCUGGUGCAGCGGAAGGCCAGUGCCCUGGGCCCAGGAGCUGGGGCGUGGGAGACGGCAGCUAGUGACAUCGAGCCGGAGAGCCGAGGCCGGCGGCUGGGAGGCUUGGACCCCGGGGUCCUUUAUGCCUUCCGCAUCCUGGCUCUGAAUCACCACACUGCAGGACAUCCCUCUGAGGUGAAGAUACCAGCGGACCCCCCCUUCAGUGCCUACCCAGCGGUGUUGGGUGCAGCAGGCACAGGAAUGGUGGUGGCAACGGUGGCCUCUCUACUGGUGUUCCAGUAUGCUGCCCGGCACCCAGAGACUUUCCCCUGCCUUGGUCAAUUGCUUGUUCCCAUGGAGCAAAGGCACCAACAGAGGGGCCCCAGAGAAGAUGCUGAGGUGCAGGCAGGCCUUGAAACACCAACCGCCACCCCAGGUUUGGAUCCUGCACAAGAAACCACGGAUGCUCCAGUGAAUGUCACCAUCACAGUGACUGCAACACCAUGAGGCCCAAAGAGGAAGAUGCAAAUAGGCUUAGGGAAGGCAGGCGGGAUUUGGGAAGAGCGCUUCUGUCAGACUUUGGUCGUAAAACCAAUGUAGCUAAGACACCAACUACCACUUUCACUUAACACCCAGUCUUUCCAACUGGUGCAAGGCCCUAAGUGACAUGGUUUACAAGAGAAGCCCUGGCCCAGCUUGUGGAAGACAGAGGUGGCAGGACGAGGAGGAGGACCCACAAUUGGGAGAGAAGGAUCACUGGGUAUCUGAGGGCAAGUGACAGCCAUGGUACUGGGAACCGUCUGUGGUGCUACACACAUAUGAGCAAGCUAGCUGCUUCCAGAAAAAAGUCUGGAUGGAACAAUUCCUAAAUAAAUCAGAGCUGAUGUUCAUGCCAA
Molecule: messenger RNA, 2771 nt
Organism: Rhinopithecus roxellana (golden snub-nosed monkey)
Lineage: Eukaryota; Metazoa; Chordata; Mammalia; Primates; Cercopithecidae
Gene: VSIG10L2
Product: V-set and immunoglobulin domain containing 10 like 2
Exons: 12
Coding region: 1-2382 (793 amino acids)
Molecular function (GO): protein binding
Source: RefSeq, a predicted model, not a curated record